Molecule: messenger RNA, 1806 nt
Organism: Acanthochromis polyacanthus (spiny chromis)
Lineage: Eukaryota; Metazoa; Chordata; Actinopteri; Pomacentridae
Product: NLR family CARD domain-containing protein 3-like
Exons: 1
Source: RefSeq, a predicted model, not a curated record
CAUUCAGAACUUGCCGCUGCAGUGUGUAGACGUAAACUUAAAUGUGGUCUGAAGAAGAAGUUCCAGAGAGUGUUUGAGGGCAUCGCUAAAGCAGGACAGUCGACCCUCCUGAAUGAGAUCUACACAGAGCUGUACAUCACAGAGGGAGGGACUGCAGAGGUCAAUGACGAACAUGAGGUCAGACAGAUUGAAGCAGCAUCCAGGAAAGCAAACAGAGCAGAAACAAGCAUCCGACCAGAAGACACCUUUAGAGGCUCACCUGGAAGAGAUGGACCAAUCAGAACAGUGAUGACAAAGGGAGUGGCUGGCAUCGGGAAAACAGUGUUAACACAGAAGUUCACUCUGGACUGGGCUGAAGACAAAAGCAACCAGGACAUCCAGUUCAUGUUUCCAUUGACUUUUAGAGAGCUGAAUGUGCUGAAAGAGAGAAAGUUGAGCUUGGUGGAACUUGUUCAUCACUUCUUCAGUGAAACCAAAGCAGCAGGAAUCUGCAGGUUUGAAGACUUCCAGGUUGUGUUGAUCUUUGACGGUCUGGAUGAGUGUCGCCUUCCUCUGGACUUCCACAACAAUGAGGUCCUUGCUGAUGUUACAGAGUCCACCUCAGUGGAUGUGCUGCUGACAAACCUGAUCAGGGGGAAUCUGCUUCCCUCUGCUCGCCUCUGGAUAACCACACGACCUGCAGCAGCCAAUCAGAUCCCUCCUGACUGUGUGGACAUGGUGACGGAGGUCAGAGGGUUCAACGACCCACAGAAGGAGGAGUACUUCAGGAAGAGAUCCAAGAAUGAGGAGCAGGCCCGCAGCAUCAUCUCCCACAUGAAGACAACACGAAGCCUCCACAUCAUGUGCCACAUCCCAGUGUUCUGCUGGAUCACUGCUACAGUUCUGGAGGAGCUGCUGAGAACCAGAGAGGGAGGAGAUCUGCCCAGAACCCUGACUGAGAUGUACAUCCACCACCUGGUGGUUCAGGUCAAAGUCAAGAUGGUCAAGUAUGAUGGAGGAGCUGAGACGGAUCCACAUUGGAGUCCAGACAGCAGGAGGAUGAUUGAGUCUCUGGGAAAACUGGCUUUUGAGCAGCUGCAGAAAGGAAACCUGAUCUUCUAUGAGUCUGACCUGACAGAGUGUGGCAUCGAUGUGAGAGCAGCCUCAGUGUACUCAGGAGUGUUCACACAGAUCUUUAAAGAGGAGAGAGGGCUGUACCAGGAGAAGGUGUUCUGCUUCGUUCACCUGAGCGUUCAGGAGUUUCUGGCUGCAGUCUACUUGUUCCACUGUUACACCAACAGGAAGGAGAAGGUUCUGGAGGGCUUCUUGGGAAAAGACUGGAAAGACGAGGAGAGAGACACUCUGGAUGUGUUCCUGAACAGAGUCGUGCAGAAAUCCCUCAGAAGUAAAAAUGGUCACCUGGACCUGUUUGUUCGCUUCCUUCAUGGCCUCUGUCUGGAGUCCAACCAGAGACUCUUAGGAGGCCUGCUGGGUUGGACAGAGAACCAUCCAGAAAUGAUCCAGAGAGUCAUCUACAACCUGAAGAAGAUGAACAGUUACGGAACAUCUCCAGACAGAAGCAUCAACAUCUUCCACUGCCUGAUAGAGAUGAAGGAUCUCUCAGUACAUCAGGAGAUCCAAGAGUUCCUUCAGUCAGGUUACAGACCAUGGAAGGAACUCUCUGAGAUCCACUGCUCAGCUCUGGCGUACAUGCUUCAGAUGUCCGAGGAGGUUCUCGAUGAGCUGGACCUGAGCAAGUACAGAACAUCAGAGGAGGGAAAACGGAGGCUGAUUCCAGCUGUAAGGAACUGCAGAAAGUUUCGGUGA